Molecule: messenger RNA, 306 nt
Organism: Ilyonectria robusta
Lineage: Eukaryota; Fungi; Ascomycota; Sordariomycetes; Hypocreales; Nectriaceae
Exons: 2
Source: RefSeq, a predicted model, not a curated record
CUUGGCUCACGCCGAGCCCAUAUGGAGGCUUUUUUUAAGCACAUGGGGCGAGGUUCCAAGGAACAGCUCGACAAGGGGAGGGAAGUGGCUGUGUUGUACAUGUGCUGGUUCCUGCACGCCAAGAAGCGGCUGCCCAAGAUUGGUGUUGUCUACUUCGAGCUCGCAGUAUACUUCACUAUUUGGUACAACAACUUCAAGGACUUUCGCGAGGCUGGGGAACCAGAACCCAUUUGGCCAUGGCGCUCUAUCACACCCUCGCUCAAGGACAUGGCCGGGGGUGAGUCCCAGGUGUACGCCGCCUAUCUG